Molecule: messenger RNA, 1383 nt
Organism: Arachis stenosperma
Lineage: Eukaryota; Viridiplantae; Streptophyta; Magnoliopsida; Fabales; Fabaceae
Exons: 2
Coding region: 1-1383 (460 amino acids)
Source: RefSeq, a predicted model, not a curated record
AUGGCUUUUCGUGGUGAUGAUGAAUCGCACAAUUCAAACAACCAAGGUAAUUUUUUGGAGCUUCUUGACUUUCUUGCUCAACAUAAUACAGAGAUUGAUCGUGUUUUCAAAAAUGCUCAUGGAAACCUUAAACUAGUAGCAUCUAAAAUUCAAAAAGAUAUUGUUAGAGCUGCUGCAAGUGAAACUACUAAAGUUAUUAUUGAUGAUCUUGGAGAUGAUUUAUUUGCUGUUUUAGUUGAUGAAACUCGAGACAUUUCUGUUAAAGAGAAAAUGGCUGUUUGUUUGCGGUAUGUGAAUAAAGAAGGGAUUGUAAUGGAGCGAUUUCUUUGCCUUGUCCAUGUUUCUAGCACAAAUGCGUUGUCGUUAAAAGUAGCUUUGGAAUCUUUAUUAGCAAAGCAUAGUUUAAGCUUAGCAAGAAUACGUGGACAAGGUUAUGAUGGAGCUAGUAAUAUGCAGGAAGAAUUUAAUGGCUUAAAAAGUUUGAUCUUGAAAGAAAAUACUUGUGCUUUUUAUGUUCAUUGUUUUGCUCACCAACUUCAAUUAGCACUUGUGGUUGUUGCAAAGAAACAGGUUGAAAUUCCACUACUUUUUAAUUUGCUUGCUAGUUUGUGCAAUAUUGUUGGAGCUUCUUGUAAACGUAAAGACAUGCUUCGUGAAAGUCAAAUGCAAAAGACAAUUGUUGCAUUACAAAACGGAGAUGUUUCUAGUGGGCGUGGCUUAAAUCAGGAAACAACAUUAAAAAGGGCAGGUGAUACUCGAUGGGGCUCACAUUAUGGUACAAUACUUAGCUUGAUUUCUAUUUUUUCUUCCGUGGUAGAAGUUCUUGAAGUGAUUGAGGAAGAUGGAAAUAAUCCUGAACAAAGAGCUAAAGCAUGUCAAUUAUUGAAUCAUAUUCAAUCUUUUGAAUUUGUAUUCAAUUUACAUUUGAUGAAAAGUAUAUUAGGAGUUACUAAUGAGUUGUCUCAAGCUCUACAAAGAAGUGAUCAAGACAUUAUAAAUGCUAUGACAUUGGUUAAAGUGUCCAAGCAACGAUUGCAAAGUAUAAGAGACGAUAGUUGGUCCUCUUUGCUCAAUGAAGUUUCACUAUUUUGUGAUAGUCACAAUAUUCUUGUUCCAAAUAUGAAUGACAUACAACUUCAAGAGCUCAACAAUCGUUUUACAGAGGUAAAUACCGAGCUACUUCUUUGUAUAGCUUGUUUGAAUCCAAGUGACUCAUUUUUUGCAUUUGAUAAGGAGAAGUUGCUUCGUUUAGCUGAAUUUUAUCCACAUGAAUUCUCUUCUACUCAACUUUUGGCACUUGAUAGCCAACUUGAGAAUUUUAUAUUGGAUAUGCGUCUUGAUGAUCAAUUCUCAAAUAUAAAUGGAAUCGGUGGACUAUCUUAA